AUGGCUUCUUCAGAUUUACAGUCUACGAUGCAUCCUCCGGCGACCCCGGUGUAUGUUCUUCGUGGCCAUGCAGCCCCCGUUCAUGCCCUGCACUUCUACAACCAAAAUACAAGGCUUGUUUCUGGCGACGCGGACGGAUGGGCUAUCGUCUGGAAUAUGACUACCAAGCGACCCGUUGCAACCUGGAAGGCCCAUGAGGGGUCCAUUUUAAAUGUCAAAGGGGUCAAAUUUGCCGCCGAUGGCGGUCAUUUAUGUGAUGCGAAUGAGCAAGCUGCUAGUGACUCGUCGGAGAUGAGGGUGUUUACCCAUGGGAGAGACAAUGCUCUCCGUGUAUGGAGGUUAAACACAAAAGAGGAAGAGCUUCUCGAUAAAAGAUUGCCUAUCGAAGAAAAUUCUACCCCUAAAAAUAUGAAGGAGCCUUGGUUGAUCUAUUCGAUCACGGUGAACGCAUUGAAUUUCUGUGGCUUUUCUAUUUGCUUCAAGCCUUCUUUGAGCUAUGAGCCAAAUCUCGAGGGUUCCUGUUUGGAGCAAGUCAGCUCUGUGGACGCUUUGCCUGGGAGCUGCAUGCCCAAGGUGUCCUCUGAAAUGUUCAUUGCUGUACCCAACGCCAUGAAUACCGGCGGAAUUGAUAUCUUUCAUCUACCUUCACAGAAGCGGAUAUGCAUAAUAUACGCAGACAAGUCGGUUAACACGGGUAUGGUGAUGGCGCUGGAGAUAUUCUUUUCCUCGGCUGGUGACUUAUACGUGGUAUCCGGGUACGAAGAUGGCCAAGCUAUGGUUCAUAUGCAACGAGGGCCUAUUGUCAUAGAAGACAUGGAUGAUGCGUCAACAUGGAAUUGGGAAAGAAUAUAUCUGCACCGUGCACAUCAACAACCCAUUCUCUCGCUAGACGUCUCUCCGAUGCAUAAAAGCCAUUUCUUCACGUCUUCAGCGGAUGCGAUGAUUGUGAGGCACCCGCUUCCUCUGAGAAGCGAUGAUGUGAAAUCUGGGGACCAGGUGCCAUUAAGAAUCGUGAAUACCAAACACGCAGGCCAACAGGGACUGAAAAUACGGUCUGAUGAAAAAAUACUCGUUACUAGUGGAUGGGAUGGUCGUGCGCGAGUUUACUCGUGCAAAAGUAUAAAGGAAUUAGCCGUGUUGAAAUGGCAUCGAGAAGGUUGCUACGCCAUUGCGCUUGCUGAAAUUGAAGCCGACGAGCCGACCACUCACCUACCAACGGAACCAGCCGAAGAAAAGCCGGAGAGCUCUACUUUAAUCCAAAGAAACCAGCCGCGGUCCCUUAUAGCUAUCAAUCAACAACGCAGUCGAAAAGCACAGCUUACACAUUGGAUUGCCGUGGGCUCAAAAGACGGAAAAAUAUCAUUAUGGGAUAUCUAUUGA
Messenger RNA from Coccidioides immitis RS, 1380 nucleotides. RefSeq names its product WD repeat protein. The transcript has 2 exons. NCBI's taxonomy places the organism in Eukaryota, Fungi, Ascomycota, Eurotiomycetes, Onygenales, Onygenaceae. The record is from RefSeq and is a predicted model, not a curated record. Bases 1 to 1380 code for a protein of 459 amino acids. Gene Ontology annotation, molecular function: protein binding.